Molecule: messenger RNA, 6206 nt
Organism: Sitodiplosis mosellana (orange wheat blossom midge)
Lineage: Eukaryota; Metazoa; Arthropoda; Insecta; Diptera; Cecidomyiidae
Product: vitellogenin-A1-like
Exons: 5
Coding region: 327-6002 (1891 amino acids)
Biological process (GO): lipid transport
Molecular function (GO): lipid carrier activity
Source: RefSeq, a predicted model, not a curated record
AUCGACGAUGGCUUACUUACGAAUGAAAACAUUUUUUUCGCAACAUACGCCCGAAAAGUGCUUGGCAUAAGCAAUAAAUGUAUGCAUGUAAACACUGAACAUACGACACAUCUGUUGCAAUUGCAAGUAAUCGACACGAAAAACCUAAUCUCUAUCGAUAUUUGAUGAAACACUUUUCAAUCCCACGAAUUAAGUAUAAAAGGGGUGCUAUUUUUCUCAGGACAUCACUUCACUGAUCACUUUUGAACAGUAGGUAACCUAGUGAGACAGUUCAUCAGCUUACGACAAACCAAAGCAAAUUGGAAUUGGAUUCGAAUUGGCAGUUCAUGAUGAAGACAGCAGUCAUACUUUGUUUCUUGGUUGCGCUCGGCGCGGCCAAGCAACAUGAUGGAGCCUGGCAACAGCAAACGCAGUAUCGUUACAAGGUUCACACUCAAUCCGUAGCUGCUAUCCCGAAUUUGAAGAAUCAAUGGGUCGGUACAUACACCAAAGCCGAUUUGAUCAUUGCCCCAUUCUCAAAUGACGUCUUGAUUGGUAAGCUGCAAAACGGAGAGCAGAGCGAGUGGCAUGACGCAUUGCCCGAAGGCCCAGCUAAGCACCUGCCAGAAGAAAAGCUUUCGUACCGCCCAAUGGAAAUAAACUCAAAGCCAUUCGAGAUCCGUUUGAACGAAGGUGUCAUCCAUAGCAUUGCCGUCGACAAACAAAUGACCAACGUCGAAUUGAACCAACUGAAGAGUAUCCUCAGUCAAUUGCAAGUCGACAUUCAGGCCAGAAACGCAAUGGAAAGCCAAGAUAACCAUUUGCCACAGAACCAAGACAACGAGGACAACCACAACCAGGCGCUAUUCAAAGUCAUGGAACCAACGGUGACUGGCAAAUGCGAAUCAUUCUACGAUAUCUCCCGUGUGCCAUUGUAUUUGGCUCAAGCCUACCCAGAAUACGAUUCAAAUGUUCAAUUGCAACAAGGUGAACACUUUUAUGAAGUGUACAAAACCAAGAACUACACCAAUUGCGAACAACGUUUGGGCUACCACUUUGGAAUUCACGGAAUGAACGAAUGGAAACCAAGCUCCAACCUCAUGGGUAGUCUCACAAGAUCAGCCGUCAGCCGCAUCAUCAUCUCUGGAUCAUUCGAGAAGUUCACCAUCCGAUCAUCGGUCACCACAAACCGCGUUGUCAAAGCUAACCCAGAAAAAGACACUCAACAUGAUUCAAUGGUCGUGAGCCAGGUCAACUUGACAUUGGUGUCGAUGGAAGAGACCCAAAGCAAACCACAAAUUCAAACCGAGCAAUUGAUCGAUGUUGGUAACCUCGUCUACUCAUACGACUUGCCAUCAGACUCGAAAAACUCCAUUCGCCCAAAACCAGAUUCAUCCGAAAGUGAGGAGAACGACGACUACGAUUCUAAUGUAGCCAUUGAGAAAAAAUGGCGCAACCCUCGUUCAAUCGGACAACGCAAAUCGAACCAAAACAAUGUUGACGGCUAUGAAGAUGAGUCAAUCGAUGAGCAUCAAGAAUACUACCAGCCAAAACCAACAUUGAAGAACGCCCCAGAAAACCCAUUUCUCAAUUACUUCGUUGGCUACAAAGGUCAAUCAAUCCAAAACCGAAAGCAGUUCAACGCACCAACUGAAGUUCAAAAGCUCGUCGCUGAAAUCGUACAAGAUUUGCAAGAAGUUAGUGAAAUGCCCGUCAAGUACACACUUCGCAAGUUUAACGUUUUGACCAAAGUCAUUCGCACCAUGAACGCCGAACAAAUCGAACAAACGACCCGUUAUUUCGAGCAACAAGACCAACAAACAUCGGAAAAAAGCUGCAAAGUGUACCGCGAUGCUUUAUUGAGCGCCGGAACUGGACCAGCCAUCAACGAAUUGAUGGGAUGGAUCGAAGAAGGUAAAUUAAAGGGUGAAGAAGCUGCUGAAGUGAUCGCCGCAUUCCCAAAAACCAUUCGCGAGCCAACCCAAGAGAUGCAACAACGAUUCUUUGAUUUCGUGAAAAAUGAUGCCGUUAAAAACCAAUGGAAUGUCAACACAACCGCCGGUAUCGCAUUCACUCGUUUCAUGUUCCGUGGUCAAACGAACAAUAAAGCCUCCAGCAAAUACUAUCCAGUCAACACCUACGGCCGCUUGGCUGAUCGUGACAGUAAAUUCGUAUCUGAAAAGGUUAUUCCAUACUUUGCCCAAUUGCUCGACAGCUAUGUCAAAGAACAAGAUGCUGCAAACACAUUGUAUGCAAUCCGUGCUUUGGGUAACUUGGGACACUCAGACGUUGCAAACGUAUUCGAACCAUAUUUGACCGGUGAAGAGCGUGUAAGUGAUUUCCAGCGUUUGGCCAUCGUUUUGGCAAUGGACAAAUACAUGGUUAACAACUAUAAGGAGGGUCAGGUGAUUACCUACAAACUGUACCAAAACAAAGGCGAAACUAAUGAAGUCCGUUCGGCUGCCGUCUUCCAACUGAUCCGCGCCAAUCCAACUGCAUCUGUUCUUCAACGCUUGGCCGAAGAGACAAACACCGAAGAGAGUAACGACGUUCGUGCCGCUGUCCGAUCAGCUUUGGAAUCGGCCGCACGUUUGACCAACCCAAAGAACAUUGAACUCGCCCGCAACGCUAAAGCUGCCUUGAACUUACUCAAACCAGAGAAACAAGGAGUCCAAUACUCACGCACCUACUUGCGCGACUACACCAUCAGCCAAAUUGAUGCUGCAUACGAACAACAAUCGAGCUACUUCGUCAAUGGUGACAGUUUCAUUCCAAGCGGAGUUUAUGUCAACACAGUUGCACACCUCGGUGCAUUCGCUCGCCGUGCAGAAUACCAAGCCAUCGUCUCAAGCGUCGAAGAGUUGAUCAACGCAUUCAACGACAAUAUCAACUCAUCGAAAUCAUCGGGCCGCCAAAACAACCAAAAUGGAAACAACUACGGCUACUACAACUACAACGAAGACUCCACCCAACAACAGUCCGUUUGGUCAGCCAAGAAAAUCAUGAGCUUGUUGAACAUGAAACCAAACCAAGCCAAACAACAAUUGGAAGGACAAAUCUUCUUCGACAUUCUUGGAUCGAAACGCUUCUUUGCCUUCGACAAACAAUCAUUCGCACAGAACCCACACCAAAUUAUGAAGAUCGUCAACGAACUCCGCAACGGUGCCGAUGUUAAAUACACCAAAUUCUACAAUCAAGACGAUGUUACGAUCUCAUUCCCACUUGAAACCGGUAUUCCAUUCACAUUCACUUUCCGUACGCCAAUGCUUGUUCAAGUUAACGGCCAGAUUCGUGUUCGCUCCAACCCCGAUAUGGUUGACAACGCUGAAAAUCAGAUUCGCAUGCCAGAGACUGUUAACGUAACUGGUGAAAUCGAUGCCGUCUACGCUGUCAACAGCGAAGUGAUACUUUCAUUCAUCAAUCCAAGCACAAGCCAACGCUAUACAGCCGGCUACGAUAAGAAGGUACAAGUCCAUGUCCCAAUUCGUAUUUCAAGCGACAUUGAUCUGCUCAACCAUGAAAUCAAAACCGAAUUCAAGCCACUGAACGCCGAAAAAUCCACGAAAGUCUUGCAAAUGGGCUCAUGGCCAUUCACCGCCCGCGACAACAUCUUCGACUUCCGUCCAUUGCCUGAAUCCCAACACACUAAGGAAAUUCACUCACGUCCAAUUCGCGAAUCGAACAAUGAGCUUGGCGAAAACGAAACUGGCUACGUGUUCGUUAUGAAGGGAACACAAGAAAGGGACUCAAACCAAAUCGCCAACGUGUUCAAGCAAUUGCGCAACCACGGUUUGACCUCAUUCUUUAUGUUCGGCCAACAAUACAUGUCACCACAACACUACUCACUCAAUGUUAUGUUGGAUGCCAAACGAUCAACCACCAAAGCCACCAAAUUCACCUUUAAAUACGACAGCGAAUCCGUCAAUGGCCAGAACCAAUACACCUACCAACAAAAAUCAACUCACCCAAGAGCCAGAGGACAAUCAGCUGAUGGAAGCGAACACUUGGCCAUCCCAGUCGCAACCGAAUCAAACAGCCAACCACGCCGUGAACAAUUCAUGCGCAACGCCGCUGAAGGCAUACCCGCAACAAAUGGCGCUGAUGUUUUGGAUGUUUCGGUUGAAUUCGUUGGACAGAAGAAACUUCAAUACGUUGCCACAAUCUCAGGCGUAUCAAGCAAGACUGAAGGAAAAUCCCGCAUUCUAUUCUUCGCCCAGAAAUCCACAUCGGGCUCACCAAGCAAAGCUAUGUACUUGCAAGUCGAUGCCAAAUACCAAACAGCCGAUGAAUUCCGUCAACAAAACCAACAAAACCAUCAAUUGAAACCAUUCGCUGACGUCAAAUUCAAACUGAGCUACUCACUCGACAAUGUUCUCGAAUUGGCCACCGUUGAAGGAAAGUUCAACAUGAAACAAUCGACAGACUUCCACAAAUAUAUGCAACAAGUGUACAACUCAAGAUCAUCCGUUGAAACACCAUUCGUGUACCCGAACACCGUUGAUCACAUCGAUGUUGAAGUUGACUACCAAAAUGCUCCGACUGCAGUUUGGGAAAAGGAAUUCGGCAUGAAAUUGUCCCAUGCAUACAAAUACGUACGCUACACCACUCUCUGGAACUCGAUUGAAGACACCGAAUACCAAGGCCAAAAGGACAAGGUUGCAUUCGAAAUUCGUUUCUCACCAGACAUGAGAUCGGUCAAUUUGACGUUGAAAGCACCAACCAUGAAAACCGAAUGGAACAGAGUACAUAUGCCAUCGAUGACCAAGAAUAUGGUCGUUGUACCCACCAACUGGAACAUCUACGAAGAAUUGAAACGCGAAUUCAUCCAAAACCGUGACACAUGCACAGUAUUUGGCCAAGAAACCAACACCUUUGAAAACCGUACCGUCAAACACGGCACCAUGGGUAACACAUGGCACUUGGCUGUGCACAAAAUGCACGAAGGUGUCUACACUGAAAACCAAAAUGAAAACAACAAACGCGUCCACUUGGUCUCGGCUUUGGUGCGUGAUGCCCAACAAUCUGAUGAGGUGAAACAACAAACCUACAACUUCGUCGACAACGAAUCAAAAGUGUACGGCGAUGCCAAGAAGAACAACAAGGAAGUGUUGAUUGUUUUGCAUCAACAGAACAAGAAUGACAUCACUGUGCAAUUGAGCCCAAGCACCGAACGCAACAACAGCCCACGUCUUUUCGUCAAUGGAAAGGAACAAGAUUUGAGCCAAUCGUCGACAGUUGAGGUACCCUCAACGGAAAACCCGAAUGAAGUGUUGGCACGCGUCUUUGUCGUCGAAGGACAACAACAAGCUCGCAGUCUUCGCGUUGAAACGACUCAAGGCAACAUGCAAGUGACAUACGACGGUCAAAACGUGCAGUUCCGCAGCAAGAGCUUGUACCGCAACAACCGCGGUAUUUGUGGAUCAUUCAACGGCCAAAACGCAAACGAAAUGCAAUCACCACAAAACAAAGUCAUCAACAACGACAAAGAGUUCGCCGCAUCAUGGGCUGUUGUCAAUGAAAACUCAGCCACUGACAACGUCAUGAAACAAUUGAAACAACGCAUCCAACAAAAGCAAUACCCAACCGACGAUGUUUUGUACAGCCAUCCAGUGCCAAAGAUGGAAAAAUCGCAGAAACCAAGGCAAAACCCGGUAGACCAAGUACAACAACCAAAUGGUCAAUAUCAAAAUGCCCAAUACUGGGAAGAGAACAAGCAAAACACCAACCAGAACUCGAAUCAACCGGCCAAGAUCGGCACCAAACACCAAACUCAAUUCGUUGAAGAUUUCGAGAACCAACGCAUUUACUUCAGCAAACGCCCAUUGCCCGUCUGCCCACCAGGCACCAAAGCCAAUGGCAAAGUCAUUCAAAACGUUGAAGUGGUUGGCCGUGACAUCAACGAUCCAGCUGCUCAACAAUACAAAGAACAAAUCCAACGUGGUCGCAACGUGGACAUGAGCAACUACGCCACCAGCACUGUGAAGAAAUUCGCCAUUCCAAAACGAUGCGAACGUCAAAUGUAAGGCCAAUGAUCAACAAUUGCACCUCAACGAAAUAGACCCAUUUAAUGGUGACGUUAUUCAUGCCAACUUUACAUGGCUAAGAAAAGAAAAAAAAAUGAAUUCCCCUUCCCCUUGAAUGUAUAUACAUCCCAGCAUAAGAAUCUCCAAAAUGGAAAUGAAAAAAAAUGAAUAAAAAAAAAUGAAUUUUUAAAUAAUCAAGAAAAA